Clarias gariepinus (North African catfish) is the source of this 5054-nucleotide messenger RNA. It is a transcript of the gene bcl2b, whose product is annotated as BCL2 apoptosis regulator b. Gene Ontology annotation, biological process: extrinsic apoptotic signaling pathway in absence of ligand; negative regulation of intrinsic apoptotic signaling pathway; intrinsic apoptotic signaling pathway in response to DNA damage. The record is from RefSeq and is a predicted model, not a curated record. NCBI's taxonomy places the organism in Eukaryota, Metazoa, Chordata, Actinopteri, Siluriformes, Clariidae. Gene Ontology annotation, cellular component: mitochondrial outer membrane. The transcript is spliced from 2 exons. Gene Ontology annotation, molecular function: protein homodimerization activity; protein heterodimerization activity. Bases 352 to 981 code for a protein of 209 amino acids.
GUGCGUGUGUUGUGGUUUAUGUGUUUUGGUGUGUGUGUGUGUGUGAGUGUGUUUUGGUGUGUGUGUGUAUGUGUGUGAGUCUAUAGCGGAUUCCCUCCUCCGUUAACCCCCCCCCCCUCCAGUGGGAGAGAAGUGGGCGUUUCCUUUCCUUUCCGUUUCCUCCUGAAGCACCGAGAGCUCUCAGCAGAGCAGCAGUUCCUCCAGCGCGAGACUGCACGGCACGGUGACGGCUGCACGCGCUGUACGGUUUUCUCCCCCCGAUAUGCAGGUGACCGUGUCCCGGCCCGCGUUCCGCCUGGUGACAGGGCAGUGUGCCCCGGACCGUGAGAGCAGCCUGCACUGAGAGCGGACAUGGCGAACGGAAACCUCUACGACAACCGGCGCAUCGUGGAAAAGUACCUGAACCACAAGCUGUCGAAAAACGGACACGCGUGCGAGUUCCGACACCGGUGUCGCGCGAGCGGCUCGGGGGAGGAGGAGGAGGAGGAGGAGGUGCGCGAGAGGGAGAGCGCGCGCCGCGCCACUCUGCACCGGGCUCUGCGCGAGGCCGGAGACGAGCUGGAGAACAUGUACCGCCCGGAGCUGGCGGAGAUGACCAAGAGCCUGCGCGCGACCCCGGUGUCCGCCGAGCAGAGGCGCUUCGCGGCCGUGGCGGACGAGCUGUUCCGAGACGGAGUCAACUGGGGCCGCGUGGUGGCGUUCUUCGAGUUCGGAGCCACGGUGUGCGUGCAGUGCGCGCCCGACGCCGAGCGGAGCGUGUGCGCGGAGAACGUCGCGCGCUGGAUGGCCGAGUACCUGAACGGCCCGCUGAGCGGCUGGAUCCAGGACAACGGGGGCUGGGAUGCCUUUGUGGAGCUGUACACGAGGAAGAAGGACUCUGUGUUCAGCAGCUCUUGGCCAUCCUUAACAACUUCUGUCUUCAGUUUGGCGGCACUAGGGGCUGUCGGCCUCACCAUCGGGGCGUAUCUCACCCAGAAAUGAAGAACUCCAACCGUCCUCUCCUACUGUACGUCCCUCCCGUAUUCCGUCAGCGCCCUGGAGAUGCUCACAUUCCAGAUGUUUCUUCAACGCCGCUCAUGUUCCUUGAUUGCCCUUUCUUUAGUGAUGCUCAAAAUAACAGGAGACAAAGUUAAUCCGUAAUAAAGAUGACUUCAAUAAUGUAUUUUACAGACAAUACAAUUGUUUGACAUCUUACAAUUAAUUUUAGAAGCAGCUUUUUGUCUGCUCGAUCACUACUGCUGCUGCUGCUGCUGCUCUGAUAAUGCUCGUCGAUAUCACGUUAGCACCAAGCUAACACUUAGGAACCAUUAACUUCCUUUAAAUUGCUGGAGUUAAAAAAAAAAAAAACACUAAUAAAUACGCAAUGUGAAAAGAACACUGUUGCUAAGCAACCAGGGAAUACAGUCUCCAAAGGCUUGUCUGUUUUUCUAUAUUAUUUGACAGUAAAUCAUGAUAAAAUUAGCGAGUUGGCUAUAAUGUGAAGGCACAGCGACAGAGGAAAUGGCACCGAAAGAUCUGAAAUGUCUGCAUUUCUCUCAGAUAUGUGGGAAAAGUCCGAAAGAAAAAGUUCUAUGUGGCUAAAAUGACCAGAAUUAGCGUAUUAGCAUUGUAGUUAGUGAACAGAAGCUGAUCGCAAUGUUGUUUCCACAAGUGUGUGUGUGAGUGUGACAUAAUGUGUAGGUAGUACAGAAAAACAUGGUACUCCUGUAGGGAAAACCGAAAGACAAACGCAAACAGAGACAGUCUCUCGGUCUCACUACUGUGGUGAGGACAUAAACAUGGUGAGGACGGAACGCUGUGACAUCAUAAACUUAACGCCAAUGGGACAGGAUGGAUUUUUUUUCAAGUACCUACCAAAAAAAUAAAGAAAAAAAAUUUGUUUGGGUUUUUUUUUUUUAGGGUUUAACUGUUAAUGAAAGGUUUUUUUUUUUUUUUUAUAAAAACAUGUGCUUCUCUUUAAAUCCAACUUGAGAGUAAAAAAAGAAAUUCUGAUGCUCACGUCUAACACAGAUCUUUUCCCCCUCACCUCUUCAUCCUUGUCAAACCCGGGAUUUGAAAAACUAAUAAAGCGCAAAAAAAGAAAAAAAAAAACAGUUUAGCAAGAUCAAAGGUUGAUCAACUCCUGCUGAUGUACAGGACGUUAAGGGAAAAAAAACAGGUUAUACAUUAGAUUUCUGACUUUUUUAGGACAUGAAUGAAACAACACAUUUCAGCUGCGUUUAGGUAACCUACAGUAACUUUGACACACUUAAGCUGCAACUUACAUCCAAUGUGGCUGCCGCUUUCAUUUUCAUCUUUCUAUUUUUUUGAGGAAGUUCCGAGAAUUAUUUUUCUCACUGUUGUGUCUGUUUGUCUAAAUGUACCGGUCGGUGUGUACAGGUCUGACUGUUUGACUGGUUUAGUCAAUUCCGUAAACCAAGACUUUGUUAGAGUUUGACAUUUACUUCUUUAGUUUUGGACAAUAUGCAAAAUCAUACAGUAAUGAUGUGUAAAAUCUCUCUCGUCCAAAAUAUUUUCUAUUAAUAAAAUAAUCUUUAUUUUCUCGCCACAAGACCCACAAUUAAACUUCUUCCUGUAAAUAACUUCACUUUAACAUUAAUGAUUGAGUGGUAUUCAGUUGACUAAUUAAAGCUGAUUAUAUAUUUUUAUAGUAAUAAAUGCAGGUAGUAAUAAAGGCAUGGUGGUGAAGUGGUUAGCACUGUCGCCUUGCACCUCCAGGGUCCGGGUUCGAUUCCUGUCUCUGUGUGCAAGGAGUAUGUGUGUAUGUGCCCUGUGAUGGAUUGGCACCCUGUCCAGGGUUAACCCUGCCUCGUGCCAUAAGCCUCCUGGGAUAGGCUCCAGGACCCCGCUAUAUAGACGGUGAUUGAGUAUUAAUUAAACCAUUAUAAACAUUUACACACAUAUACAAAUAACUUAUUUUAAUUGUAUUCUAAUGUGUAUGCAGUUAUUAUGUAUAACAUUAAGCUUUAAUUAGUUCAUUAAAUAUCACUUGCCUGUAGUUGAUUUAUAACUGAAUCUCACAAUAAAAUGUUUUAAUUAAAUAUUUAGAAAAUCAUGUUUAAGUACAAUUCAUAUCAUCUUGUUUUUUUCCAAAAAAUCCCACUUUCGAAACUUUAUAUCCUCGACCACCUGAGACUCUUUUACUUAUUUUACAGAAAAGAUUUUAGACGAAGUAGAUCUUGCAUGUUAGCGCAUUUUGCCUCGCUAAUAAAGUAAAUGUUGAAGACAGAUAUUUGGGAUGCAAUUCAUUUUGUGUUAAAUUGUUUCUUUAGAGCAUAAAUGAAUAAGGUGGAGGGUGAAAGUGUGUACAAGGGAUGAAGAUGAGGAGAAAUUACAGACGCAGGAAAGAAAAGAGAUUAAACGAAUCUGAGAACAUGGCAUGUAAAUCUGAAAGUUCAGGAAGACAAAGUGAGAUGUGAGACAGCAGAAGGUUAGAGGUCAUGGGAAGCUCAGAAUGACUUUUAAGAUGGUCGACACAAGGCAGGAAUGAAUCGAGGGGACUGUAAGUGAAAAUGCGUUAUUUCAUCAUUAACUAUAUUGCUAGCUAGAUAAUUAACAAUCCAGCUAAUUAGCAUAAACGUUUAAAGAUUUUAGCUACAGUUUUUGCUGUAAAUGAAAAUUUUAAUAGAAUCAGGUAAAAACAAGCAAAGCGAAAUAAAGUAAUUGAAUAUGAAUUUUAUUUGUAUUGAAUUAAAUCCACAUCAAAUUUAAUUCAUAAUUGAUUUGGGUAUUUUGUUUAAUAUAUUAUUGUACAUGUUUGCUUACGUCUUUUGUACUUGCUACGGUUUGGCUUUAUUUUUUUACAGAAACAUGCCGUUGAAAAAUUUCUGGUUUUGGGAUUUUCAGUAAACACAAAAUGUGUACUUUAGAAAUGAUGCAAAUAAGGUUCAAAAGUAAAGCAUUUAGAAUUCGCAGGGAAAAACAGAUGCUUUCUGAGAAGUUUGUUGUAAUAGUAAAGUCUUUUAAUGUGCUGUAAAGGUUUUUAUGUUCAAAUAGUGAUACUUUCAAAUGUUCCAACUAGUUAAUGUAUACAGCUCUUUAAUACAGAUUUAGCUAUCCCGGUAGAAUUUGAGCGUUUAUUAUUUUCCUGGGAAAAUUUUGAAGGCUUUAAGCCUAAAACAUAUUUUUUUACUUUAAAAUGUUCACUUUAUUGUUUUUGUUUGUUUUUACUCAGGCUUUUAACCUUUAUUUUUUGUUUGUUUGUUUUUAUGUGAAGCAAAGCAAGUUUAACAACAAAAGGAAGAAAACUUUAUUAACUACACAAAAAAUGGAAAAAAAAGGUCAUUUGGAUUAAAUUGAAUUGAAUUGUAUUGAAUAUGAUGUAUAUAUAAUUCUAAAGUAUAAAAUGCUAAUUUAAACACUUUUAGUUAGAUCACCGGUUUCUUAGCACAAGGAAUACUCAGAAAGUGAAAACCUCGAACCUGUGGUGAUAUAAAUCACAGAAUUUUUCUCUUUCUUUCAAAACAACAAACAACCGAAAUGUUUUAAAGUGCAAGUUUCAAAAAUGUACUUAAAAAAUGUAACUGGUAAAUGUGUGUGCCCGCGUGUAUGGCGUGUGUGUUUGCCCUGACACCAACAGAUUUCCACUAAAACCCUUUCAUCUUCAUUAUUUAUUUAUUAGGUACCUUAACAAUGAAACGAUUUUAAAUCAUUUCCCCUGCAUCUUAUUUUAUUUUAUAUUUUAUGUAUAGAUUUUUUUUUAUCUACAGUUACAUCUAAUAUAUAAAGACAUUAUUAGUAUUAGGAUCUUAAUUUGCUUCCUAAAUGCUGCUUAUUAGUUAAUGAUUAAUAUGAUUAAUAAACAAUGAGUGAUUAUUGUAUAGUUUAAAAAAAAAGAAGAACAAAGUGUAUAUUUAUUGAACAUUAUCAUGUCCGUCCACCUGUUACUGUAGCAAUAACCUGAAACGCUCUCACAGAUUCUCACAGAAACACAUGUAGUGCUGAAACAUUUGUAUUUUUUAGAAUAGUUUUAUUAAAAAUUUCUCAGUUGUUAGCAUGUGGAGCAAAUCUGUUUCUGAAAGCUGAUGGAAAUAAAGACACUUUCUAAACCUUCA